UGGCAAAUGUGCUGUUCCUUGAAUCCCCUGCUGGAGUAGGCUUUUCAUACUCAAACACUACUUCAGACUAUGAUCAUGCAGGAGAUAAGAAUACUGCUAAAGAUGCCUAUGUUUUCCUCAUCAAUUGGCUAGAAAGGUUUCCACAGUACAAAACUCGUGAUUUCUACAUAACUGGAGAGAGCUAUGCUGGCCAUUAUGUGCCUCAGCUUGCAUACACUAUUUCGCUGAACAAUAAAUUCAGUAACCAAAAUAUUAACCUCAAAGGCAUUGCUAUAGGGAAUGCUUGGAUUGAUGAUGUGACAAGUAUUAAGGGGAUAUUCGAUUACUUAUGGACUCAUGCUUUGAGCUCAGAUCAAACACAUGAGUUGAUUGAGAAGUACUGCGAUUUCACUUCUGAAAAAGUUUCUGUGAUAUGUACCAAGGCAACAACUACAGCCUUUAUUGAGAAAGGGAAGAUAGACUCUUACAACAUCUACGCUCCACAGUGUCACGAUUCUUCUCUCAGAAAUGAAUCAAAUGGUUCUGGGAAAGCCUAUCUAAAUAGGCCUGAAGUUCAACUAGCUCUGCAUGCAAAACCCACAAACUGGAGCCAUUGCAGUGGUGAUACUGAUUCAGUGGUGCCAGUCACAUCUUCCAGAUAUUCAGUCAACACCCUCAAGCUCCCUAUCCAAGUUCCUUGGCGUCCAUGGUAUUCGGGCAAUGAGGUUGGAGGGUAUGUGGUGAAAUACCAAGGAGUGACGUUUGUUACAGUAAGAGGAGCAGGACAUUUGGUGCCAAGCUGGCAACCAGCGCGAGCUCUAACCUUCAUCUCCUCAUUCCUCUAUCGAACCCUUCCUCCUGCUUCACCAUGGAAGGGUUUCUAA
Messenger RNA from Sphenostylis stenocarpa, 863 nucleotides. The record is from the annotation of a GenBank genome assembly. Lineage: Eukaryota; Viridiplantae; Streptophyta; Magnoliopsida; Fabales; Fabaceae.